Molecule: messenger RNA, 1136 nt
Organism: Acanthaster planci (crown-of-thorns starfish)
Lineage: Eukaryota; Metazoa; Echinodermata; Asteroidea; Valvatida; Acanthasteridae
Gene: sdhc
Product: succinate dehydrogenase complex subunit C
Biological process (GO): tricarboxylic acid cycle; mitochondrial electron transport, succinate to ubiquinone
Cellular component (GO): respiratory chain complex II (succinate dehydrogenase); membrane
Molecular function (GO): electron transfer activity
Source: RefSeq, a predicted model, not a curated record
UCCGUCAAGUGUUGUCAUUCUGUGAACCAAAGUUACCGGACAACGUAUGUAUGAACGCGACGCACCUCGGCCAGCUUGCAUAAAGUCAUGAAAGUUGGAAGCCCAGCGACUGUGUAACGAAACACUGAACCUUUUUGAAGGAUGGCAUGGAGAUUAAGGAAUGUGUGCUGUAGCCAGCUAUUGCUGAAGCGACUGACACCCUGUGUGACUAAGCAUGUUUCUUCUGUGAGCACUUGGAAAGAAGAACAAAACAAAUUCUUGAAGAAAAAUGAGAAAUUGAAUCGUCCAGUGUCACCACACAUCACCAUUUACAGGUUUCCAUUGCCUGCACUGCUGUCAGGUUCACAUCGUUUCACAGGACUUGGAGUUUAUGCUGGACUUGCUGUCUUUGGGCUUAGUGCAAACUUUCUUCCUGGUGGUUUUGAAUCCAGUCUUGCGAUUGUCAAGUCAUGGUCAUAUGGAGCAGCACUUUUGUUCCUGACUAAAUUGUAUGUUGUCUGGCCAUUCUGUUAUCACUACAUGAAUGGAAUACGACAUAUGAUCUGGGAUACUGGCCGAGGUAUGGACAUGAAAUCAAUGUACACAACUGGCUAUGCCGUGCUGUGCUCAUCUAUAGCUGUUGCCCUUGCACUUGCACUCUGGUAAUUCUUUGAUCAACACAUGUAACAUAGUAAGAUGCAAUGUAGAGGCUGCUAUGUGUACAUGUAGAUUUCAUAGUUAUGCUUUCUCGUUGAAUGUGUCAACAAAGAUGGCUGUCCGUAAGUGCAGUAUACUUUCAUCAUUUGUGUUUCAGUGUUUUCUUCAGUUAAAGCAGACAAUUGCAUGAUUUUGAAAAAAAUUAUAAGGAAGUUUAAUUGCUGUGGGUUUCUCAGAAAUGUGCUCUUUUAUUUUUUUAUAUGAGUCACUUUUCAUGAAAGUAAUAAACACCGCUUGAACAUGUACACAUUGCAUGUGUCCCAUGUUCAAGUGUAUGAAAAGGAAACUGAAACAUUUGAUAAAGUGAUAUGGGUUGAUUUAGGCCGUUGUGAUAUAUGCCCAACUGUGUUCUCAACAUCAUCACAUUUUUAUCACUUUCCAUAACAAUUAUUUCCUUUUUCAUUUUGACAUUUAUUACUGAGGAAUGGAGAGGAAAUUAA